Messenger RNA from Papaver somniferum (opium poppy), 1375 nucleotides. Its product is annotated as BRI1 kinase inhibitor 1-like. Bases 242 to 1111 code for a protein of 289 amino acids. Gene Ontology annotation, cellular component: plasma membrane. The record is from RefSeq and is a predicted model, not a curated record. NCBI's taxonomy places the organism in Eukaryota, Viridiplantae, Streptophyta, Magnoliopsida, Ranunculales, Papaveraceae. The transcript has a single exon. Gene Ontology annotation, molecular function: kinase inhibitor activity.
UUUUAUUCUGAUGCAAGUGAAAUUUAAACCGAAGUCUGCAACAGCCACUUGGUGCCUAAAUUUACCCGCUCUAACCCAAAAACAAAUGUAAAAAAAUGUCAAUGUCUCUCUCUUUCUUUCUAAAAGGCAGACCAUCCACAACCACUUUAUUCUAGUUUGCUUAUUCCUUAUCUAUCUCUAUCCUACAACUAAACCAAAGGACAGAUAAACAAGAGAGAAUUCCAACGUUUCACACAAAAAUAUGGAUACUCAACAAGGAAAAACGAAAGAAGAAGAAGAACAACAAUCAACAAAGCUUAUAGAACCAAAUUCCACAACAACAACAACUACUACUACUUCAUCGCCAUCUUCAUCUCCUACUCAUGAAUUCUCAUUUACAAUAUCUGUUCAACCCACUAAUAAGUUAUCAUCAUCAUCUCCUUCUUACGCAAUUGAUCUUUCUCCAGCUGAUGAGAUUUUUUUUCAUGGACAUCUUCUGCCUCUUCAUUUCCUUUCUCACUUUCCCAUGUCUCCUCGCCGUUCCACGGCCAAUUCAGUUGAUUGUUCUACUACUACUACUGCUCAACCCAUUAAAGAUGCUUUAGAAGAUAAGAAAACCAUAAACAUCAAACAGUUUAAUCGUAGCAAUAGUUUUAGAACAAAGAGAAGAGUCAAGGUAAAGUCUUUUUCUUUAUUCAGGCCUAUGAAAUGGCGAAAGCCAUGUGAAGCCGAUGAAGGAGAAGAAGGUGGAGAAGAAAAUGAGGAAACUGCAAUGAAAAAGAAGGUGAGAUUUGAUGCUGGUAUAAUAUUAAAAAGUUACUUGAGAAUGGUUAGGCCUCUCUUGUUUUUUAGAGGACUGAGUAGCAAGAAUUGCAAACUGCAAACGAGACCGCAUUCGUUUUCAUCGAGUUAUCCGAAUCCAAAAGCCAGGAAAGAAGACAGAGAUGGACGGAAUUCAGCACCUGCAUCCUUUCAAACAUCAAAUACUAGUCCUUUGCAGGCAAGAGAUAGAUUUCCAACCUUAGUGAAAGAUGGUAGCAUGGAUGAGUUACAAAGUGCAAUUGAAGCGGCAAUUGCUCAUUGCAAGAAUUCUAGCACAACACAAGAAGGGAAAUUCAAAUUCCAGUGUUGAGAUUUACCACUUCAUAUUUUCUUAAUUACUUUUUUUUUUAUCUUGUUAUAGGGGGGUUUAUAUAUUUCAUGGUGAUCAAAUGGAUCCUAAACAUGGAUUGGGUUUACAGAGUUCUGAUGAUAUCUAGUCAAUUUUAAGAAAUAGCGAAAUAUGUGUGUUUAUUUUUCUGUUUUGCAUGAAAAAAAAGAAGGUGAUUUUUGGUUCUUGGUCUGUUUGCUAAAUUUUCCAAAAAUAAAAAAUACAAUGGUGAAAGUUUAACUAAAA